Molecule: messenger RNA, 2166 nt
Organism: Indicator indicator
Lineage: Eukaryota; Metazoa; Chordata; Aves; Piciformes; Indicatoridae
Gene: BBS2
Product: Bardet-Biedl syndrome 2
Exons: 17
Coding region: 1-2166 (721 amino acids)
Biological process (GO): non-motile cilium assembly
Cellular component (GO): motile cilium; ciliary basal body; neuron projection
Molecular function (GO): protein binding
Source: RefSeq, a predicted model, not a curated record
AUGCUGGUGCCCGUCUUCACGCUGAAGCUCAACCACAAGAUCCUGCCCCGCAUGGUGGCGCUGGGCCGGUACGACGGAACCCACCCUUGCCUGGCGGCCGCCACGCAAGCGGGCAAGGUUUUUAUUCAUAAUCCUCACGCCCGAGGGCAGAGGACAAGUGCAAACCGAAUGGUGCUGAGUACCCAAGACUCAGACAUCUCCUUUCUCAACAUAAACCAGGGCAUCACUUGUCUGGCCUCAGGGGUGCUGAACCCCCAGCUGGGUUAUGAUUGUCUCCUGGUCGGGACUCAGACCAAUCUGUUGGCGUACGACGUGCAUAACAACUCAGAUUUGUUUUACAGAGAGGUUUCAGAUGGAGCCAAUGCAAUAGUGCUUGGAAAGCUGGGGGAUUUUUCCUCUCCACUUGCUAUUAUUGGUGGGAACUGUACCCUGCAGGGCUUUGAUCAUGAAGGAAAUGACCUUUUUUGGACAGUUACUGGAGACAACGUUCGUUCCCUGGCACUGUGUGACUUUGAUGGGGAUGGCAAAAAUGAGCUUCUUGUGGGUUCUGAAGAUUUUGACAUCCGUGUGUUUAAGGAAGAUGAGAUCAUGGCAGAAAUGUCUGAGACAGAGACCAUUACAGCACUGAGCCCCAUGAGUGGCAGCCGCUUUGGCUAUGCUCUUGCGAACGGCACUGUUGGAGUUUACGAGAGGACUGCUCGCUACUGGAGGAUCAAGUCGAAGAACCACGCCAUGAGCAUCCACGCGUUCGACCUGAACUCGGAUGGGGUGUGUGAGCUGAUCACUGGCUGGUCCAAUGGGAAGGUGGAUGCUCGCAGCGACCGAACGGGAGAGGUCAUCUUUAAGGACAACUUCUCCUCCUCCAUUGCAGGAGUGGUGGAGGGGGAUUACAGAAUGGAUGGGAGCACCCAGUUAAUCUGCUGCUCAGUGGAUGGGGAAGUCCGAGGCUAUCUGCCAGGAGGUGAAGAGAUGAAAGGAAACCUGAUGGACACAAGUGCUGAGCAGGAUCUGAUUAGAGAGCUUAGCCAAAAGAAACAAAAUCUGCUGCUGGAAUUAAGAAACUAUGAGGAGAAUGCAAAGGCUGAACUGAGCACUCAGCUGAAGGAAGCUGCUGGGCAGAGGGGUGUGAUCCCAGCCAGCACCCAGCUCCUGACAACCCUCUCAGUUAACCUGGGCUCUGACAGCCAGUCUGCCCACGUGGAGCUGUGUGUUUCCACCAGCAAUGACACAAUCAUCCGUGCCGUGCUCAUCUUCGCUGAGGGCGUCUUUGAAGGGGAGAGCCACGUUGUCCACCCCAGCCUCCAGAACCUCUCAGGCUGCCUUCGUGUUCCCCUUACUCCACCCAAAGAUGUCCCUGUGGAUUUGCACAUCAAAGCCUUUGUGGGUUACAGGAACAGCACACAAUUCCAUGUCUUUGAGCUGACCAAACAGCUGCCCCGCUUCGCUAUGUACGCCCUGAGCAGCCCGGACUCGGCCCCUGAGCCCCUCAGCUUUGUCAAUUGUGCCACCAAUGAGAGGCCACAGAGGAUUGUGAUGUGGCUGAACCAGAGCUUCCUGUUACCAGAGGAUGCAGAGUUUCAGAGCCCUCCCUUCCAGGUUUGCUUCACCUCCCUUCGCAACGCAGGGCAGCUCUGCAUCAAAAUCAAGCCUGGAGGAGAGAUUUCCAUCAACACAGAUGACAUCGACCUAGCUGGUGACAUCAUCCAGUCCAUGGCUUCUUUUCUGGCCAUCAAAGAUCUGCAGGUGGAAGCAGAUUUCCCUGCAUACUUUGAGGAGCUGAGAAAAGUCCUGGUCAAGGUGGAUGAACACCAUGCAGUCAAUAAGAGGCUCACUGCUGACAUGGCUGAACACUCCAACCUCAUCCGCAGCAUGCUGGUGCAGGCAGAGGAUGCACGGCUCCUGGCAGACAUGAAGAACAUGAAGGCAAGGUACAUGGAGCUGUAUGAUCUCAACAGGGAUUUGAUCAAUCAGUACAAAAUCCGUUGCAACAACCACACAGAGCUGCUGAACAACCUGAAAGCUGUCAACCAGGCCAUCCAGAGGGCUGGGCAGCUACGUGUUGGCAAAGCCAAGAGCCAGGUGGUGAGUGCCUGCCGGGACGCCAUCCGAAGCAACAACUUCCCCAUGCUCUUCAGGAUCAUGCGUGUGGGAACUGCCUCUUCCUGA